Molecule: messenger RNA, 387 nt
Organism: Pleurotus ostreatus (oyster mushroom)
Lineage: Eukaryota; Fungi; Basidiomycota; Agaricomycetes; Agaricales; Pleurotaceae
Exons: 4
Coding region: 1-387 (128 amino acids)
Source: RefSeq, a predicted model, not a curated record
AUGUAUCUUUACCUCUCCUUAUUCUCGCUUUCUGUACUACUUGUUAUGCUGACAUAUCGUUACCGCGCCGCCGUCGUACCGCACAUCCCAGCCCGCGUGCGAGCAUUAUUUCCUCAUCUGAACAACUACGUUCCUCUCUCCACAUUCUCCGAGCAGGCCAGCGCUGGUCUUUCGUCUUCGGCAUUCGAUAUUGAAGCUAAUAUUCAUGAUGGCGAUUCGAGGACGGGGCUGGACGAGCGGGGGACACAGGAGGUUAUGGAGAUUAUGAGGCGGGAACGCGUCAACUUUGAUCAGGCUCGUCUGAUUCGACAUAACCGCAUCCUUGCUGCCAAUGGAAUAGACCCCUCUGGCAUGCCCAUGGACUCCAAGGCGAUAACACACCUCUAG